AUGGGACAAAUACUAUCCAACCCUGUAAUCGAUAAAGAGAACCACUCCGGCGCGGACUCGCUGACCGCGUUCGGGCUAUGUGCAAUGCAAGGAUGGCGGAUGUCGAUGGAGGACUCGCACAUUCUAGAGCCCAAUGUCAUGACGAAGUCGGACAAGGACCACAUUGCGCUUUACGGUAUAUUCGACGGCCACGGUGGCGCGAAGGUGGCAGAGUACUGUGGCAACAGGAUAAUGGACAUCCUACUGGAGCAGAAGUCGUUUCAAAAGGGAGACCUGCCAAGGGCUCUGAUUGACACUUUCCUACACACAGACGUGAAGCUGUUGCAGGACCCGAUCAUGAAAAACGACCACAGCGGAUGUACGGCCACGUCCAUGUUGGUAUCGAAGUCGCAGAAUCUGCUGGUGUGCGCCAAUUCCGGUGACAGCAGAACUGUGCUGGCCAUAGACGGCAACGCCAAGGCCCUCUCGUACGACCACAAGCCCACGUUAGCAAGCGAAAAGUCGCGUAUCGUGGCGGCAGACGGGUUCGUGGAAAUGGAUAGAGUGAACGGCAAUCUGGCGCUGUCCCGCGCCAUCGGCGACUUCGAGUUCAAAUCCAACACCAGGUUGGGCCCCGAAGAACAGAUAGUCACGUGCGUGCCCGACAUCAUCGAGCACACCCUGGACUACGACAGAGACGAGUUCGUGAUCCUGGCCUGCGACGGUAUCUGGGACUGUUUGACCUCCCAAGACUGUGUGGACCUGGUCCAUCUCGGCUUGCAAGAGGGAAUGACCCUCAACGAAAUAUCCUCCCGCAUCAUCGACGUAUGCUGCUCACCAACCACGGAGGGAACAGGCAUCGGCUGCGACAACAUGAGCAUCGUGGUCGUUGCACUGCUGAAGGACGGCGAAAACCCGGCAACCUGGGCCGAUCGUAUAAAGGCCAAGCCCCGCCACUCCACCAUCCGCUCCUUCGCGGACAAGAGAAGAAGGGUUUUCAGCUACUACGAUUUCUCCAAGAGUAAUGACGAACAAGUCUUUGCCGUCACCACCAAAAGGCCCCAGGACAAGUUCACCAGGGACCACGAGGCUGCAGUAGCCGCCGUGACUGCCGCGGAUGCGGACGCGGACGCGGAUGCCAUGGAAAUCGACGACACAGACGCGGACACAGACGCAGAAAACCUGGACCCUUCAAGCCAGUCUAAGCACACCAUCGACCUGGCGUCGCUCGAGGCCCUGCUGGGUGCCACAGGCGGCGUUAAGACAGACGGCGCCGGCAACAAAGUCACUUACACUCUUCCCCCCUCCGCGCUGUCGCAACUGCUUCAAUCGAUGGGGCAGGAUCCUAGCGCCCUGAUGGAAGCCGCCAACAACCAUGGCGACUCGCAGCCGCAGUGA
Saccharomyces eubayanus is the source of this 1377-nucleotide messenger RNA. It is a transcript of the gene PTC2, whose product is annotated as type 2C protein phosphatase PTC2. NCBI's taxonomy places the organism in Eukaryota, Fungi, Ascomycota, Saccharomycetes, Saccharomycetales, Saccharomycetaceae. Gene Ontology annotation, molecular function: cation binding; protein serine/threonine phosphatase activity. The transcript has a single exon. The record is from RefSeq and is a predicted model, not a curated record. Bases 1 to 1377 code for a protein of 458 amino acids. Gene Ontology annotation, biological process: protein dephosphorylation.